Messenger RNA from Chironomus riparius, 533 nucleotides. NCBI's taxonomy places the organism in Eukaryota, Metazoa, Arthropoda, Insecta, Diptera, Chironomidae. The record is from the annotation of a GenBank genome assembly.
UUCAUUCAGUCUUUCACUUUUGAAGACGACAAGUGUUGCAAAAAAUGGAGAAAUUUUUAAAAUUCGGACUAUUGCUGCUUUGUACUAUAUUUUGUACAUCAGCAUAUAAAGUUCGAACUGAAGAAGAAAUUGCAAAUCGUGAGAACAUGCUGAAGCACAUCGACUCAUUUACGGAUCUUUUUAUCAGCGAGUACACAAACUUUACAAGAACAGGCAUUCAGACUCCUGCAUUAGAUGGCAUGUUGAAGAUGAUGCAAAUUCCAAAACAAUUCGCAAUAAAUGAAGUCAGUGAUAUGGAUGCUGAUGCAGCAAUAAUGACAUGUGUGGCAUGUCGAACAACAUUUGCAUUGAUGUUGAAUCAGUAUCGAACUGGACAGAGAGAUAGAGAGCAGCUGACUCAAGAUUCCAUUGCAUUGUGCUUGCAAUUUACUACUUACAGUAUUAUUGUAUGUGAAGGUGCUGUGAGGAAGCAUGUAUUUUAUUCAUUGUCGAUAGUCGUCCUUCACUUACAGCCAAUCAGAUGUGUUCAAUAG